AUCAUUUGUGGAUUGAGAUUGAGGGUCCGGUAAAUUUUUGUUCAAGUGGCCUUCAUGUACUUGCUGUUGCUGCGAUAGUUUAUUUGUUUUUUUUUGUAAAUAAAUAAUUUUGAAAUAAUAAUAUAGAUAAGUUGUGGUGAUGAGCAAUAGACAACACUGACAAUGGCUUCGGCACUGGAGGUGUUUGUAAAUAACGUCCAGACACUUUCUACCCAAGGUAAUUACCGUGAAUUAUGCGAAAUAAUUGGAAAAUCAUCGGAAAUAUUGUUGAAGAAUGCCGCGCUUCUAGAUAACGUACUGGAGACACUUGACCUGCAGCAGCAUUCUCUAGGAAUACUUGCUGUGCUGUGUGUCAAGUUCAAUUUAUCAUCCUCUAGUGGACAUGCUAAUUCAGAUGCCAAUAAAUUACUUUUUACUCAAGCCCAAGAAUUUAUUAUUGGGUGUAAUGGCGAGCAAGUGAGAUUUGCACCCGAAUCUUAUGCUGAUUUGUGUCACCUGCUUACACAAUCAUUAGUCGAAAUGCAAACGCCAAUGCGCGGAAUAGAACUUCUGCAGCGUGCGAUCCGUAAAAUCCAAUUAUUUGACAGCCAGUUGACGUCAAUACACGCGGACCUCUGUCAGCUGUGUCUGUUAUCGAAAUGUUUCAAACCGGCACUAGAGUUCCUCAAUACGGACAUCACCGGCGUGGGUCAGGAAGGCGGUCAAUUUGAUUCGAAAUAUUUUCUCCUGUACUAUUACUACGGCGGUAUGAUUUACACGGCGUUAAAAAACUACGACAGGGCGUUGUAUUUUUUCGAGGUGUGUGUGACAAUACCGGCGAUGGCAGUGAGCCAUAUUAUGCUGGAGGCGUACAAAAAGUUUAUCCUCGUGUCGCUGAUACUCCACGGGAAAAUAGUCAACAUACCCAAGUACGCGAGUCAAGUACUGAUACGUUUUAUCAGGCCACUGAGUCAACCGUACGGCGAACUUGCCACCGCGUAUUCCACCAACAGCUGCGAAGAAGUCCAAGGAGUUAUUAAUAAAUAUCGUGAAGUAUUUGUCAGAGACCAUAAUCUUGGUCUUGUUAAACAAGUACUUAGUUAUUUAUACAAGAAAAAUAUCCAAAGACUGACGAAAACAUUUUUGACACUCAGUCUUAGUGAUGUUGCAAGUCGGGUACAGCUUCCUGGUCCUGCUGAUGCUGAAAAAUAUAUUCUAAAUAUGAUUGAAGAUGGGGAAAUAUACGCAACGAUCAAUCAAAAAGAUGGAAUGGUAGUGUUCCAUGAUGAUCCAGAAAAGUACAAUUCGCCUCGUAUGCUUGCUAAACUGGAACAAGAAAUGGCUGCGUGUGCUGAGCUUGAUAAGCGAGUACUUGCUAUGGAAGAGGAAGUAAUUGUCACGCCUCAGUAUGUUCGUAAAGCAUGUGGGCAAAAUGAUCCGGAUGAUACCGCUGGCGCACCGGCUACCAAUGUCACAAAUGCCCAAGUUCAACCUAAACUAAAUACUUACUCUAUGUAACAUACGUCGUGCUAUCUUUACUUUAUUAUUAAUUACAAUUAUUAUUAAUUAUUAAAAAAACAAACAAAUACAACAACAAGUCCCGUCAUUUAGAAGCCGCAUAAUUUAUUGAUUUAAAUUUUUCUCCCUCGUUAAACUUUAUUAAAAUUUUCAUAUAAAAAAAAAAGAAAAUUAUUUGUCUUUGUUUUAUUUAUUACAAUUAUAAUUAGUUAAUAUUGUGUAGAAUUGAAACUACGUUUACUCAUGUUCAUUUUAAUAAUAAUUAGUAAAUUUAAUUUUACAGUUACAAGGGUAUAAAUGCUUGUUAUUAUUUCAUUUUUAUUACAAUUAUUAUAAAACUUUCCGUUGAUUUACUAACUUUUUUGAGUACUGAGACAGCAAAAUUAUAAAAUUUAAAUUUACUAUCUUGUUAAAAAUUUUUUUUCUCAGCCGUAAUGGUAAAGAAUGAUCCUGAAGUUAACAGACAAUUAACUAUUUUCGGAUUUUUUUCAACAAAUCGAUUACAAAAAAAAAAAAAAAACAA
Molecule: messenger RNA, 2020 nt
Organism: Microplitis mediator
Lineage: Eukaryota; Metazoa; Arthropoda; Insecta; Hymenoptera; Braconidae
Gene: CSN3
Product: COP9 signalosome complex subunit 3
Exons: 4
Coding region: 163-1497 (444 amino acids)
Biological process (GO): ubiquitin-dependent protein catabolic process
Cellular component (GO): COP9 signalosome
Source: RefSeq, a predicted model, not a curated record